AUGGCCGGCAGCUAUAGCCAAACCUUUGCUCACCCGUGCCAAUGCCAAACCUGGGUUUCAGUGGUGCCAGCGGUGGAAAUCUUGUGCUGUGGACAAGUUUUCGUCAGAGAGCGCGUGUGUGUUGGUGUUUCUCGUGUCUCCUUCGGUCACUCGUGCUCUCUCGGUGCCGGUGUGUCGGUGAUGGGCUCCGGCGGGACUCUGCUGGCUCUGCUGAGCGCGGCGCUGCUCCUGCACGUGUCUCUUCAGGGUGAGCACCAGCGGCGGCUCUACAGAGACCUGAUGAAGAACUAUAAUCCUCUAGAGAGACCCGUUUAUAACGACUCUCAUUCGCUGACCGUACACUUCAGCUUCAGCCUCAUGCAGAUCAUGGACGUGGAUGAGAAGAACCAGGUCUUGACAACAAACAUCUGGCUCCAGCUGUAUUGGACAGAUUAUUACCUGCGCUGGAACAUGAGUGAUUACCCCGGCGUGAACACGGUCAGAUUCCCGGAUUCGCUGAUCUGGAGACCCGACAUACUGCUCUACAACAGUGCCGAUGAGAGAUUUGAUGCCACUUUUCACACAAACGUUCUGGUCAACUCGUCUGGAUAUUGUCAGUACCUGCCGCCAGGCAUCUUCAAGAGCACGUGCUACAUCGAUGUGCGGUGGUUCCCGUUUGACGUGCAGCGCUGUGAUCUGAAGUUCGGCUCCUGGACGUAUGGCGGCUGGGCUCUGGAUCUGCAGAUGAUAAACGCCGAUAUCACCGGAUACAUCGCUAACGGGGAGUGGGAUCUGGUCGAGGUGCCGGGCAGGAGGAACGAGAAGUUCUACGACUGCUGUAAGGAACCGUACCCUGACGUCACCUUCACCGUGGUCAUGAGGCGGAGGACGCUGUACUACGGGCUGAAUCUGCUGAUCCCAUGUGUGCUGAUCUCCACACUCGCUCUGCUGGUGUUCCUGCUGCCUGCCGACUCCGGAGAGAAGAUAUCCCUGGGAAUCACAGUUCUGCUGUCCCUCACCGUCUUCAUGCUGCUGGUGGCUGAGAUCAUGCCUGCCACCUCUGACUCUGUGCCUCUGAUUGCUCAGUAUUUUGCCACCACAAUGGUGAUUGUGGGUCUGUCAGUGAUCGCUACAGUGCUGGUGCUGCAGUACCACUAUCAUGAUCCAGACGGAGCGAAGAUGCCCAGAUGGACGCGUGUUCUGCUCCUGAACUGGUGCGCGUGGUUUCUCCGAAUGCGGCGUCCGGGCGAGGAGCGAAUUCGUCUAGCCUGCCAUAAUAAACCGGCCCGGCGCAGCAGUGUGUCCAGCGUGGAGCUGUCCGUCAGCCAGGGGGCGCUGCAGGCCGCCGGCGGGAACAUGCUAUAUUUUGGCUUCAGAGGGAUGGAGGGCAUCCACUACACGGCACACGAAUCGCACAGCGUCCUCUGCAGCCGACUGAUGGCCAACGCUGAAGAAGACGUGCUGUUGCCGGGAGCAGCCAUGCCGGUGCUUGGGGGAGGGGCUCAAAUCAGGGGCGGAGUCACGGGUGGGAUUGUGGGCGGGGCUUUGGAACUAGAACUAGCCAAAAUUUUGGAGGAAGUAAGAUAUAUCGCUAAACGAUUCCGCGACCAGGAUGCGGACGAAAGUGUGUGUAACGAAUGGAAGUUUGCGGCGGCGGUAAUCGAUCGAUUGUGUUUAAUGGCGUUCUCCAUUUUUACCAUCCUUUGCACUAUUGGGAUCUUGAUGUCGGCGCCAAAUUUUGUAGAAGCCAUUUCGAAAGAUUUCUUCACCUGAUUAUUUUAUUUAUUUAUUUAUUUUAUACUAGGAUUGGAAUUUCAUAUAUGAUGUUAACUAGGGCUAAGCGAAAUGCCGAAUUAGAUUUUGCUGAUGAAAAUUCAUAUUACAAUGAUCUAACGCACUUUUUAUUUACUUCAUCUUCCCCUUCUUAGCAUUGAGAUUUAUUUCCAUGAAUGAGUUUUUGUCGAUGAAUCAAUUCAAUGUUGAUUCAUUGAUUUGUUUGUGUCGCUUCAAAAUGUUUACCAAAGUCUUCGUUUUGUUUUAGUAAAGAAAUACAGAUAAAUAUUGCUGUUUAAUUUGUAUAUUAAAGAGAACUAGAACCAGCACAAAAUUCUGGAGGAAGUGAAAUAUACCGCUAAAUGAUUCUGCGACCAGUAUGCAAACAAAAGUGUGUGUAACGAAUGGCGGCGGUAAUCAAUCGGUGUGUUUAAUGGCGUUUUCUAUUUUUACCAUCCUUUGCAGUAUCGGGAUCCUGAUGUUGAAGAAGCCAUUUCGAAAGAUUUUUUCACCUGAUUAUUUUAUUUUAUUGAUCUAUUGUAUAUUGAUAUUGGACUUUAUGAUGCUAACUAAGGCUGAGCGAAAUGCCGAAUUUGAGUUUACUGACGAAAAUAAGUAUUACAAAGAUUUUAUGCACUUUUUAUUCACAUCUUCCUCAUCUUACUAUUUCAAUUUAUUUCCAUGAAUGAGUUUUUGUAAAUGAGACAAACUUACGGAAGAUAUGCAGCAAAUUGCCGUAACAAUUUCGCAACCAGGAAAAAACUUGAAACUUUUGUGCGGCAUUGACUGAUCAAUUGUCUAAUGCAGUUCUACGUUUUAAAAUCUUGAUAUCGUCACCAAAUGUCAAAAUUCUUACAAUUAGUUUUUUCCUGUUUUCAUCUGAUGCCAAAUGAUUUUACCAAAUAUGCCUCAUUAUUUAGCUUUUUUUUUGCACACUCAACAACCAAUAUUUUUUUGAUAGAGCCUUAAUAGAUAUACUAAUUUAACAUGCUAACUAGUGAGGAGUGAUCUAUUGAAAUGUAAUUUUGCUGGUCAAAAAUUUGUAUUAUUAUAAUGUUUUUAUGCACUUUUUAUUGGUCCUUAUUUUCCUCGUCUUCAGUUUAAUGCCAUUAAUACGUUUUUAUUUUGUGUCACUCCAAAACAUGGUUCAUAUAUUCAAAUAAUGGAGACAUUUUACAUACAUUAUGACUAAGAUAUUUAGGUGCGCAACUAUGAUGCUAACUUGACAUAUAAUAUAUAUCGAAUAGCAAUAUCACAGCAGUAUCGCAAUGAUU
Molecule: messenger RNA, 3026 nt
Organism: Danio aesculapii
Lineage: Eukaryota; Metazoa; Chordata; Actinopteri; Cypriniformes; Danionidae
Product: neuronal acetylcholine receptor subunit alpha-7
Exons: 11
Coding region: 1-1752 (583 amino acids)
Biological process (GO): nervous system process; regulation of membrane potential; monoatomic ion transmembrane transport
Cellular component (GO): synapse; postsynaptic membrane; neuron projection
Molecular function (GO): acetylcholine-gated monoatomic cation-selective channel activity; transmembrane signaling receptor activity
Source: RefSeq, a predicted model, not a curated record